AGCCAUGUAAUUCAAUACUAGGUAAUAAUUAAUUGUAGUUUAAUUCAGAAAUGACAAAGUUAACACGAUGUCCAUCAAAUGGAAUCUCAAGACUAUGUUAAAAAUUUGGAAGGAAGUGAGUAUAAUAUUCAAAAUAGCUAAUAUUUAUGAUUAUUAUUACAUUAAUAUGAGUUCCGUUUAAAAAGAAUUACAGAUUUCAAAUUGCAGUGAUCGUGGACUCUAUUAUGAUGGCUCUUGCUAAUGUGAUUUGGGCUACUUUGGAGUUUAAUGUGAAUUGAAACUCGAAGAACUCCAUUUAGCUACCUAUUACACUUUUAUAGGAUUCUUUUUAAUACUCUUUACAAUCCUGCUUCUUUUUACUUUAAAAUAGCUUUAAUUAUCUUUGAAAAUGAAUAAAAUACCUUCCUAUUAGAAGUAUGAAAAUAGAUUCUAAUAUCAAUAGAGGAUGCAAUUAUAUUAAGAAUGUGCUUGGAUCUCCUUUGAAUUGCAUUUUAUGUCUAACCAUUUUAUUCAGUGUUCUUAAGAUUCUAUGGUUAGCUUUGGACCCAUUUUAAUUAUAUGUAUACAUAAUUAAAAUUCUUCAUUUUUAGGAUUACAAAGAGAGGGUAUGUGAAAGAAUUCUGGCAGAAGUUGUUUACACCAUAUUAUUUUAUAUAUAUGGAAUUUUAUUGAUGGUUUGGUAUACCAUGUAUGACGAAAUUUCUUUUAACAUUUCUGAAAAGAAAAAUAAUACUUCAGAAUAAUAAUUAGCCUCCAAGUCAGAGAAUAGAAAAUUCAUUUUAGCUUAUUAUAAAGACAUUAUGAAAAUAAGACUCUUUCUCGUCUUGAUUAUAUAAUUGACGGUAAGUACAUUAAAUGGUAAUUAUUAAGCCUUUAAAUAGGAUUAAGAUUAGGACAACAAUAUAAAACUAUCUUAUAUAUUGCAUAUGUAAUUUUGCUACUGAAUUUCAUGUAAAUUACUUUGAUUCAUAAUAGUUCCUUCAUUUUCGAAUUCCUUCUAUAUGGUAGAUCCUUAAAUUAAUGCAUAGAACAACAACUAAAAAGAUUGGAUUUAGAUAAUAGAGAGUAGGAAAGAGAGGAGAAACUGAAAUUGGCAUCAAAUAAUCAGCAAGUACUCCAAUAAAUAUCUAUAAAAGACUGCUCUAUCAAAAACAUAGUUAAAUAUUUAAUAAGAAGAUCAAUUAUAGUCUCCAGCCACUCCUGAUUAAUAAAUAUUAAGAUUGAGCUCCUUAAGUGCAAGUGAUGAAAGUCAUGAAUAGAGGGAUACAUCAAGAGCCAUCAUAUAAAUUGAAAAAUUUUAACCUCCAUCUUUCUUAAAAAAACAGGUAACUUUCAGAUCACCUCAAAGUAUUCCAACUUAAUAGAAUACUGAAGUGAAAAGGGAAGUCCUAAAAACAUCUAUGAAAACCAUUUUAAGUGAAGAGUCUCAAAACUCUUUACAUGUAGAAGAAGUUUAUAAUCAUUAAAAAGCCAAUUCUUGUUUACUUAACGAGGAGGAUUGUGAUUAAACUGAUUUUAAUUGGAAUAUAAAAAAAGAAAGAGCUAGCGUUAAGAAGAUCAAAAAGUAGUAGAUUAAAAUUGUCGAAAAAAUAAAAUAAUAAGUCAAUGAAACUAAAAGAUAAAAGAAAGCAACAAUCAAAAAUAAUAAUAAUAAAGAUGGUAUUAACUAAGAUUCCUUUCAAAUUGAAGAUGAUAAGAAAAUAAAAAACUAAUUGGCUUAAGUGUAUUAAGCUGAGAUGCUUGCUUAAUAAAAGUAAAUUAGAACUGCUAAUCUAAAUGCAGAUAAGAAAGUACUUUCUAAAAUUUAAAUGCUUAUAUACGUUGGGGUGUUUCUAGAAAUCUGUUUUGGAGCCUUGUCAAUUGUUAUUUUAUUAACGGAUUUAUUAAAAAAACCUGUAGGUUAAUUUGAUAAUUAUUAUAUUAGGUACUAUUUGCUAUUUGUAUAUUUCAGCAAUGCUUCAAUUCUUAUCUCUGAUAACUGUGUUGAAGUUGUUUCGAGAUGUUAAAAGUCAAGAAGUUUUGAAUCUAAUUUGGAUUUAAAAAGUUGGAAACCGAAAAAAUAAGAUUAAUUAAUAAUAUUAUUUUACAAUUCCAUUUGAUUAAACUAGGCAAGAUGAAUCUAAAAGAAAGUUUGAACAAAGAAUUAAUAUGCAUAUAAGAUGA
Paramecium octaurelia is the source of this 2163-nucleotide messenger RNA. NCBI's taxonomy places the organism in Eukaryota, Ciliophora, Oligohymenophorea, Peniculida, Parameciidae. The record is from the annotation of a GenBank genome assembly.